AUGAGCGCGGUCGGCGAAGAAGGGACGGCGGCUGCAGCCGCGGCCGCCGCCGCCGCCGUCUCAGCGGCCUCGGAGGGGGAAGCGCCGCUGUGCCCUCGCUGGCUGGAGCUGCUGAGGACGUACCUGGAGCUCAUGCUGUGCGUGCUGAGCAGCGUUCGCAACAACAGGAAUCUCCAGAAAUUAAGUCUGUUUGGUGAUAUAAGCAUUCUACAACAACAUGGAAGUAUAUCGAAUACAUACCUCAGCAAAGUGGAUCCAGAUGGCAAAAAGAUUAAGCAAAUACAGCAGUUGUUUGAAGAAAUACUGGGUAAUAGCAGGCAACUGAAAUGGCUGUCAUGUGGGUUUAUGUUGCAAAUCGUAACACCCACAUCAUUGUCAUCUCUUUCAAACCCUAUUGCCAACACCAUGGAGCACCUGAGUUUACUGGACAACCACAUCCCUGGUAAUACCACUCUUAUCACUGCAGUUGAAUUGGAGCGCUUUGUCAAUCUUCGCUCACUCGCCUUGGAUUUCUGUGAUUUUACGGCAGAAAUGGCAAGAGUCUUAGCUGAUAGUAACCAUGUGCCUUUGCAUCGACUGUCGCUUCUGGUCCACAAUAUUUCGGUAAUGCACAAGUCCUUGGAAAACAUGCCAGAAGAUGAGGAUUGGAAGGCACUGACGCGCAACAGCACUAAUCUUCGGGUGUAUAUAAUGGCUUUUGAUAUCAAGAGUGAUGAUAUGUUAAGGAUUCUUAAGCCCAGUAUCCCAUUGGAGAGGAUUCACUUUGACAGCUACAUCACUUGUGUUUCAGGAGCCGUUGUUGAUCUCAUAUCUAGGCAGUAUGAUAAGUUUCUCACUCACUUCAUAUUGAUGAAUGAUGUGAUAGAUAUGUCUGGCUUCCCAGAUCUCAGUGACAACCGGACCGAAGAUCCCCUGGUUUUACUGGCCUGGAGGUGCACAAGGCUCUCUCUUCUGGCAAUACAUGGUUAUACUGUUUGGGCUCACAACCUGAUUGCAAUUGCUCGUCUUCGUGGCUCUGAUUUGAAAGUGCUUGAAGUCACAGAAGAAAGCAUUGAUUUUGACCAAGGUGAACUCGCUGAUCAGGAUGUGGAUCCAGUACACAAUCUCAUUGAGCAGGUAUCCCUUGGAUUGGGUCGACCUUGGCAUGCAGUCAUGGACAUAGAAUUACUCAGUGUCUUUACUGAGCCAACUCGUCAUUUUUACAGAGAAAUGCAAAGCUUCAGUGAAGGCAUUUAGCUCUCUUUAUUUACAGUUCCUGUGGUUACAUAUGCAAGUAGGGUCCUAUUAUGUUUUUCAGUAGUGUGAAUUAACCCCUCUUGUGCUGUGUUUAAUCAGUAUUAGCUAUAUAGAAUUAUAUAUGUAUAUUCUACUUCUUGAUCAAAGAACGUAGUCGGGUAUUGGUUUAGAAGCUGAAAGUGGCAAUGUUUAGGGCUUUCACGGUUAAUGGACUUGUCUACAAAAACAAACAAAACUCAGAUGUGGCCGAAGGUUGUCUGAGGUUGCCGGCUAACUUUCUUCUUUUGUUUUGAGUAACUCUGCAACUUCACUGAUUUUACUAUUGUCGGAGUUUUUGUGCUCAGGAGCCAAAAAUCUUUUUCUUAUCCAUAGCCCAGUGGUUUUGAAUGUAGUCAUUGUCAUGUAAACUGGUAGCAUGCUACUUAAGCUUCCUUAAGAAAUCAGGACUAUCAAUACCAUUUACUGUAUAUCUUUGCUUUGAUUUCAUGUACAAUAUCUGAAGCAUGAAAUACUGCCACUUUGCAAUCUCCUCUUUGAAUAUGAAUCAGUAGUCUCUUGCACUGUGUAGCUCCUUCAGAUGUUUACCUGACUCUGAAAGCUAUAAGUUGUAGCUUCAUUGUAGAUGUAUUAUAGAUUCUUUUUCUUGUGGUCUGUCAGCUUCUCUGUACAAGUUAGCUUUGGGCCCAGAUUUAAAAAAAAGUUAAGUCUAUACACUCCGAUGGGGUAAAACCGUAACAAUUUAGAUAUAAAUUUAUAAGUCAACUUUGCUUGCAAACAAACAUUAGUCGUGAAAUCCCUAGCAACUAAGUCACUGGAUUUUCUCUGUCAGCGCCUGUGUCAGCUGCCAAAGAAUAGAUUAAAAUAAAGAAGUGCCCACAUGCUGGCAGGGGCCGGCCAAUUUUUGGUCAGCCAGAUACUGCUAGAUUGUAAUAUAUAAGGUCGAAUUUCGACCUGUGGUACACAGCUGUGCUGUGGCUCAGUCAGCAACCUCAGAACUCUUAAACAUGCACCUGUUUCACUGUGAAUAGUGAAUGUAAAGGAAGGAAAAGCAAAACAGAUACAAACCUUGUCCUAUCACAGGUAUGAGCUGCUAUGAUGCAUGAAGAACAUUCCAUGAAGUAUGUUUUAAAAUCUUGUUAUAUCUGAGAGGCUUUAAAAGCCGAUUUAAACUGUUUCAGGGCAACCGCGGUACAGACGUGGUCUCUGUGAGACUUCCACCUGACCAAGUUUUAAGUGGUACGAAUGUUGUGCAUUUAAUGUUAAAGGACAGUCUGCAAUAAUAAAGUAAGUGGCCAACGUGGGUGCCCAGCAGUGCUGAGACCUGGCUGCCAUAUUGUAAGCUUUGGAAAACACAAUUUAUGCAACAGAUGUCCAGAUAUGAUUCUAUUUAUGGAAAAGUUUAUAUGUGUUUUACAAAUGGUUUUACCAUCUUAUAUUAAAAUGACCUUUUGACAGGUGUGCGCUGUUUUGUCUCCAGUGAGCACAUACCAUGCGGAUUUUAUAUGUACAUCAGUAGAGUGAAUCCACUGGCACAGUGUGUGUAAAUGCCAGAUGUGGUGAGAUUUUAUCUUAUGUGAUCAGACUAAAGUAUACUCCUGACAGAAAAUGUAAGGAAACCAGCUGAGUGUUUGACUUGAUGACUGAUGUUGUAUGGUUUAUGUUAAAUGUAUAUUCUUUUAAUCAAUGAAUAAAGCAUUAAAAUUGA
Messenger RNA from Pogona vitticeps (central bearded dragon), 2941 nucleotides. RefSeq names its product F-box protein 33 (gene FBXO33). Lineage: Eukaryota; Metazoa; Chordata; Lepidosauria; Squamata; Agamidae. Gene Ontology annotation, molecular function: protein binding. Gene Ontology annotation, biological process: positive regulation of protein ubiquitination. The record is from RefSeq and is a predicted model, not a curated record.